CAACACCCAAUUCCUCGAAAUUUUUGAACUUUCCGCUGGUGAUCUUUCCGUCGACUUCACUAACGCAGGAAUCAACCUCGAGGUCUGAGUCAAAAUGGGUGCCCUCAAAUACCUCGAAGAGCUUCAGAAGAAGAAGCAGAGCGACGUCGUUCGCUUCCUUCUUCGCGUUCGCUGCUGGGAGCUUCGCCAGUUGAACGUCAUCCACCGGGCCUCGAGACCCAGCCGCCCCGACAAGGCCCGCCGCCUCGGCUACAAGGCCAAGCAGGGCUAUGUCAUCUACCGCGCCCGUGUCCGUCGCGGUGGCCGCAAGAAGCCCGUCCCUAAGGGUGCCACCUAUGGCAAGCCCACCAACCAGGGUGUGAACCAGCUCAAGUACCAGCGCUCCCUCAAGUCCACCGCCGAGGAGCGUGUCGGCCGCCGCUGCGCCAACCUCCGCGUCCUCAACUCCUACUGGAUCAACCAGGACUCCACCUACAAGUACUUCGAGGUUAUCCUUGUCGACCCCCAGCACAAGGCCAUCCGCCGCGAUCCCCGCAUCAACUGGAUCGUCAACCCCGUCCACAAGCACCGCGAGUCCCGUGGCCUUACCUCCACCGGCAAGCGCUCGCGCGGUCUCAACAAGGGUCACCGUUACAACAAGACCCGCGCUGGCCGCAGAAAGACCUGGAAGCGCCACAACACCCUCUCCCUCUGGCGCUACCGGUAAACGGCUCGCCUACGAGGUCCGUAGUCUACGAGAUCUGGUGCUGGCUCUGGCUGUUCUGCUCAUUGGCACACUUUUUGGCUGGGUCUUUGGGAAUCAAGGGAACUUCCGGUUGUCCUGCUCCUCUUUAUGGUCUCGACAGCGAUGGUUUCUUGAUUGCAAAUCAUCGCUGGGACACAACGGAAAGAAGGGUGAAUCCGCAUGGAGUUGUGGAAAAUCCAGUUAGCUCACCAAAAUGGACUAAACGCAUUUUCGGGUGUGCAUAUGAUACCUCUGUCCUUUUAAUGACAUUCUGAUGAUCAUCGUCUUUGUGAUUCCCAUAUUUUGUUCUCUUACAGUUCACUGCCAAUGAAUCAAGUGGACUUG
This is a messenger RNA of Neurospora tetraspora, 1069 nucleotides long. Its product is annotated as putative ribosomal protein L15.e.B, cytosolic. NCBI's taxonomy places the organism in Eukaryota, Fungi, Ascomycota, Sordariomycetes, Sordariales, Sordariaceae. Gene Ontology annotation, molecular function: RNA binding; structural constituent of ribosome. Gene Ontology annotation, cellular component: ribosome; cytosolic large ribosomal subunit. Gene Ontology annotation, biological process: cytoplasmic translation. The record is from RefSeq and is a predicted model, not a curated record. The transcript has 4 exons. Bases 95 to 706 code for a protein of 203 amino acids.